This is a messenger RNA of Girardinichthys multiradiatus, 797 nucleotides long. It is a transcript of the gene ucmaa, whose product is annotated as upper zone of growth plate and cartilage matrix associated a. Gene Ontology annotation, cellular component: extracellular matrix. Gene Ontology annotation, biological process: regulation of osteoblast differentiation; embryonic skeletal system development. The coding region runs from base 16 to 612 and encodes 198 amino acids. The transcript is spliced from 5 exons. NCBI's taxonomy places the organism in Eukaryota, Metazoa, Chordata, Actinopteri, Cyprinodontiformes, Goodeidae. The record is from RefSeq and is a predicted model, not a curated record.
UUUCUUUAUUCACUCAUGUUAGCAAUAGAAAUACCAGCAGCUUUCCUACCCUCGAUGAACCUUUUAUUCCCCUCCCUGUUUCUCCUCCUACUCUCUCCUUCCCUCCCUGGCUUUCCCACCUUUCUCCUUUCCAUUCCCUUAUCCACUCUCAGUCAAGGUCUGAUAGGUGUGCUGUUCAGUCCUGCAGAGAUCUGGCUUUUCUCUCUCAAAAUGUCUUGGACUCGAGCAUUUACCUUGGCUUUGCUCUCCAUCCUCCUCAUCAUUGCCUUUUCUAGUGUGGUGAAAAGCGCCGUAGUACGGGAUGAGUCAAAACCUGCAGAUGCUCAAGGAGCUGCGCGGCAGGUAUUCAUGGCCGAAUCGGAUGCCUCAAACUUCUUCAAACGCCGCAGUCGCCGUUCUCCCAAGUACUACGCUGAGCUGCAAGCUGAGCAGAGAAUGAAGCAAGCUGCCAGUGAGCGAAGGAGGGAGUAUAACGAGGAACAGAGAGAUGAAUAUGAGAACUAUGUUGAGGAGGAUCGUAAUGAAAUAAAUGAGAGGACAAGGGUGAUGAGUGAGCAGCUGCGAGAGUAUAACUACGACGGUCUCUAUCCUCGACUUCGCUGGUUUCACUGAGCGCAUGCUGUAGCGCGAAGAUUUUCAUCACUUUUCUUUAUAGCAAUAUAGUCCCAUUGACUUUAUCCAGCUAAAAGUUUUGCAUGCUUUUUUUUAUUGUUCUCAUGUGUACAGACUAUAGGAACUAUACAGUGCAACUUCUGAUUGUAUUUAACUUGCAAAUGAAUAAAGACCAGUUUCCAUUA